Nothoprocta perdicaria is the source of this 1524-nucleotide messenger RNA. RefSeq names its product hydroxymethylbilane synthase (gene HMBS). The record is from RefSeq and is a predicted model, not a curated record. Lineage: Eukaryota; Metazoa; Chordata; Aves; Tinamiformes; Tinamidae. The coding region runs from base 80 to 1045 and encodes 321 amino acids. Gene Ontology annotation, molecular function: hydroxymethylbilane synthase activity. Gene Ontology annotation, biological process: heme biosynthetic process. Gene Ontology annotation, cellular component: cytoplasm. The transcript has 13 exons.
CGGCGUGGGCGGCAGAGCGGUCCGCGUGGGCACGCGCCGGAGCCAGCUGGCCCGGAUUCAGACUGACAGUGUGGUUGAGAUGCUCCGCGAGCUGUAUCCCGACCUGCACUAUGAGAUUGUUGCUAUGUCGACAACGGGAGACAAGAUCUUGGAUACGGCGCUUUCUAAGAUUGGGGAGAAGAGCCUCUUCACCAAAGAGCUGGAAAACGCCCUCGAAAGAAAUGAGGUUGACCUGGUGGUUCACUCCUUGAAGGACCUGCCAACUUCCCUCCCUCCUGGCUUUACCAUUGGUGCUGUCUGCAAAAGAGAGAACCCACACGAUGCUGUUGUCUUUCAUCCCAAAAGCACUGGGAAAACACUUGGCCUUCUUCCUGAAAAGAGUGUAAUUGGAACCAGCUCGCUUCGGCGAGCAGCCCAACUCAAAAAGAAGUUCCCUCACUUGGAAUUCAGAGAUAUCAGAGGGAACCUGAACACCCGCUUGAAGAAACUCGAUGAGAAAGAAGACUUCAGCGCCAUAAUCCUGGCUGCUGCCGGGCUGAAGAGAAUGGGCUGGGAGAAUCGCAUUGGCCAGAUUCUAAGCCCAGAAGAUUGCCUGUAUGCCGUUGGACAGGGUGCCUUAGCAGUCGAAGUUCGUGCCAAAGACCAAGAGAUACUCAACAUGGUAUCUGCCCUGCAUGAUGAAGAAACUGUGCUGUGCUGCAUUGCUGAGAGAGCCUUUAUGAAACAUUUGGAGGGUGGAUGCAGUGUUCCUGUUGCAGUCAACAGCGUGCUGAAAGAUGGCCAGCUGUAUUUGACUGGAGCUGUCUACAGCUUGGAUGGUUCUGAUAGCCUGAGGGAGACUAUGCAGACCAGUGUUAACUACCCACAACAGAAUGAAGAUGGACCAAAUGACGACGUGCAGCACGUUGGCAUCACGGCCAAGACUGUUCCUCGGCAGGCUCAGCAAGCUGCAGAGAGCCUUGGUGUUGAACUUGCAAGUUUGCUUCUGAGCAAGGGAGCUAAACAUAUCCUUAGCGUAGCAAGGCAGCUCAAUGAUGCCCGCUAAGCCUGUGCCGGAGCGGGCACGAUUGCUGCAACUGUGUUGUCAUUCUUUGGGAGAAUGGAUUUAUUUAGCCAUUUUCACAUCAGUGUCAUCUGGUGUGUGGACAUAAAACUUGAAAUACAAAGUUAACUUGUGAGUACUUUGCCUUCAGGGAUUUCGUCCCAUCCUGCAUUUCUCCAGCUCACGAGCUAUCUCUAUGAGACUCAUUUCAGUUAGCUUGUUUUUUGUCACUAGAAAUUCCACCGAACUUAGGAAAUGUGUUCCUAUGACCUGUAGGAGUGAGGAACUGAGUACAAAUUAUAACCAAAGACUCAGCUGACAUAUUAGUAAAGAAUAUAAUGUACUUUAAAUAGUUACAGAACUUGCCCAGUGCUUUGAAUACGAUGUGGGCCUGCUCCCACCUCAGAAAGAUUGCCCAAAGGGAGCUAAAUUGCUAGACUUCUAAGAGAAGAUUUUUAAUGGCAGACUCCGAGAGACGAUGC